ACAUUAGCAACCACCAGCUCACAUGGUGCAUGCCUGACUCACCGUGGGGCCUCUCCCAGUCACAGCCUAUGAAUAGACGCUCUUCCUCCCUCUGCGAGAGAAGCCAGAGUGCCCGGAACACCAUGGGGGAAGCCUGAAGGCUUGUAGCCCCCUUGGAAUCUUUUUAUUUUAAAAGACAAAUUUAAUUACCACUUCUUCUGGCUCCUUGAAGCAGCAGAAAAAAGUUCCCCUGCAAGCCUCUGUUCGCCGGAGGAUUAAUGUAGCCUGCUCACCAGCGGGUGACGUAAUCCCGGUGGCUUCCCCGAGCAGAUCUGGGCACUGCCCCGCCGAUGCCUGCUGGGCUAAUUGCUCGCUUUGCACCUGCUCCUUCUGGGGAGGCCCUGGCACCCUAACAUCUGGUGCCUGGGCACCUGCAGGCCCUCGUGGACAGCAAAGCCCACUCCACGGCUCAGGGCAUGGGAGGGUGUUUCCUUCUCAUUCUGCUCAAGGCCAGUUGUUGUUCUUUGAGGGUGUUGCAAACCCCGAGUUCAGAGGGCUGGGCCUGUUGGCGGCCUGGUUGUCUAUCUGGUAGGGCGGUGCCUUCACCCUUGGCAGUGAGCUCCUUCACCCCCGAUGUGCUCUGUGUGGAAUCCCUGGGACAUCAGGGAUCGUCCUCUGUGCCAUCCCAGACUGCAAGCCCUGCAGGGCCCGAAUCCUUACUUAGACCUUCCUCCUCUGGCCGGGACGUGGAGGAGACUCGCCAUCCUCAGCUUUGAACUGGUUCCAAUGGACCCUCCAACUCUGCGAAGCCAGCUCUGGUCCUGUUCUCACGUGACUCCCUCUCCCUCCUUGGAUUCCUCCCUUGGAACUUGUCCCCUGCACCGCUUUUCCCUCUUGCCCAGCGCAGCACCAUUUCAUCCCUGGAAAGGGGAGCUGCAGGCUGUACCACUUUGGAGGCUCUCAUUGACCUGGAGUGAAAUCUUAGCUUGGCCACUUACUAGCCAGGCAAUCUCAGACAGAAAACUGGAGCAGAGAAGACAAAUCCAGCCUGAGCCGAGAGGCCUCUGCUUCGCUGGUCAGGAGAAAGCUACUGCUCGAUUUCUGGUUUGCCCCUCAGCCCGCCGAGCUCCGGGUCACCGGCCUGAACUGCUUAAUGCACAUCACGCCGGGUCUACUUGGAAAUGGCUGAAGGCGCUUAAAUGGAACUCCCGGCCUCCGUCCUCAGCCCCGAAACCACAGAAACUCGGAUUCCUGUCCUCACAGCUGGAACCUCCUCUCUGCACUAAUUGGAAAACCGUCCUCUGGGAAAUGGGGCAUCUUUAUUGAGUCGAUCUUUGGCGAUGACUAUGUCAACUGGCAAGAUGAAGCUUACAGCGGGGAGAUGAAGGCACUAAAACCUUCCCAGUGCACUGGUUCCAGGCCUGGCUCCAAGAAGCCAAGCUGACCCGACAGAUAUGCAGACCCCAAUCUGGAAAAAACUAAGGGUGGAAUUAAGAAAAAGCUGGCUAGAAAGGCCAGGGUCAACCCAGCUAAUGAUUCUCCAGUUUUCUCCCCCUUCUCCUUGCUGACAGUAGCUCUGAAUAUUAGCUGCACAAGGAAGACCACCUUUCCCAGACUCCUCGCAGUUAGAUAUGUUCAUGCGACUAAAUCCCCAUUAAUAAGAAUGCAGAUAUGGCACAGUUGCUCAUGCCUGUAAUCCUAGC
This is a messenger RNA of Microcebus murinus (gray mouse lemur), 1682 nucleotides long. NCBI's taxonomy places the organism in Eukaryota, Metazoa, Chordata, Mammalia, Primates, Cheirogaleidae. The record is from RefSeq and is a predicted model, not a curated record.